UGCAAACCCAAUCAUUGAUCGAGUUGUAGAGAUUGAGGUGAUGAAGAUGAGGCAAGAGAAAGCCAUAUCAUCACUCUCUUAUUAUUUUUCAUCAUCACCUGCACUUAGUAUUCUUCUUCAUCUUGUGUUUUGCCUAUUAUGUCUUAUCCUUCCCAGUUUCACUGCAUUAUCGACAAUAAUUCCACUCUCAAAUGAAACCGAUAGAAUUUCCCUUUUAGAUUUUAAACACCAGAUUUCUUAUGAUCCUCAUGGAGUAUUACUUAACUCCUGGAAUGAUUCCGUGCAUCACUGCAAUUGGGCUGGAGUGAGUUGCGGUCAUGGACACCGACGAGUUGUGGCUUUGGAGCUUCCUGGGAAGGGCUUGGUUGGCACCAUAUCUCCUCAUAUUGGAAAUCUCACAUUCCUCAGGGGGUUUGAUCUUAGCGCUAAUGAAAUUCACGGUGGAAUUCCCAGCGAAAUUGGCCGUUUGUUUCGACUAAGAUACCUCAACUUGUCUAUCAAUGCACUGACCGGAGAAUUGGCGGCCGUCAACCUGAGUAGCUGUUUACAACUCAGGCAAGUCAACUUUUAUCAAAAUGGCCUCCAUGGGAAGCUUCCUGUAAAGCUUGUUUAUUUGCCGGAGUUACUGUUACUCAAUCUGGGUAAUAACCAGUUGACCGGUGAAAUCCCUCCAGCUUUUGGGAAUUUUUCAUCGCUUCGAGUUUUGGCCUUGUUGUACAAUCAUUUGGAGGGGAGUAUUCCUGAUGAGAUUGCACAAAUUUGGGGUUUAAAAGCUCUUUCACUUGCUGUAAACAAUCUGUCUGGUAAUCUUCCUUCUGCUUUCUUCAAUAAGACUUCAAUUACAUAUUUUUCAGUGACAGCAAACUCACUUCAAGGAACCAUUCCCAGCCACAUAGGAGACACCAUGCCAAACUUGAAAGAUUUCUUUUUUGGUGCCAACAAAUUCCAUGGAACCAUCCCUGUUUCAUUUCCCAAUGCCUCUAAGCUUCAAAAUCUUGAGUUAUCACAAAACUAUUUUGUAGGCAAGGUUCCUGGUAAUCUUGGAAUGUUGAAAGAUCUUCAGCGUUUGAACCUUGAGCUCAAUUUGCUUGGUGGCAAUGAUCCCCUCACUGACUUGGCUUUUAUAGCCUCUCUGUCAAAUUGUAGCAAUUUGAAUGCAUUUUCAAUUCAAACAAAUAGAUUUGAAGGUAAAUUGCCAGACACCAUAGCUAACCUCUCAUCCAAGCUCUCUUUAUUAUUUCUCGGGUGGAAUAAGUUAUCUGGAACGAUACCAGUAGGAAUAAAAAAUCUAGUUGGCUUGACGGGUUUAAGUUUUCGAGAAAACCUCUUGUCGGGUGUUAUUCCUGGUGAGAUAGGUGAGUUGCAAAAACUACAAAAACUGUAUUUAGGUGUGAACCAAUUUUCUGGAAAAAUACCACCAUCACUUUUUAACCUAACUUCUCUAUCUUCACUGUAUAUGGACAACAACAAUUUAGAUGGCAAUAUACCUUCGAGUGUGGGAAACUUUUGGAAUUUGAAUGAAUUGGUCUUGUCGAGUAACAGACUUACUGGCACCAUUCCUCAACAAGUUUUCGAGUUGCCUUCUUUGUCUAAGUACCUUGAUCUCUCUAGUAAUUCAUUCACUGGCUUUUUAUCUCCUGCCGUAGGCAAAUUGAAAACACUGAAUGUGUUUGACGUCCCAGGAAACAAAUUAUGGGGCAAAAUUCCAGAAACAAUUGGGGAUUGUUUAAGCCUUGAAUAUCUUGAUUUGCAUGCUAAUCUCUUUGAAGGAAAAAUCCCACCUUCUUUGGUUUCCUUGAAAAACAUUAAGUAUUUGGAUCUCUCAAACAACAAGUUGACUGGAGAAAUACCGAGAGAAUUCCAAAAGCUCCCUCUUUUGCAAUACUUAAACCUUUCUUUCAAUGAUCUAGAGGGUGAGGUGCCAAAAGAUGGAGUGUUUGCAGUGGCAACCAAUGUAUCAUUACUUGGAAACAAAAAUCUAUGUGGUGGUAUACCUGAGCUAAAGCUUCCUCCAUGUCCGGUGAAAAAACCAAAACAUAGAAAGCAUCUAAAGCUACUUAUGAUUGUUCUUUUCACGUGUGUUAGUGUGGCUCUGGUCCUUGCAUCCUUUCUAUUGUUGCACUGGAAGAAGGAUAAAAAGAAGCAGUCUUCUAAGCUAUCCAAUGUUGAAAAGCUAUCCAAGAUAGCUUACAACGACUUGCACCGAGCAACCGGUGGCUUUUCCGAGACAAAUUUGAUUGGUUCGGGAAGCUUUGGCUCUGUUUACAAAGGAAGAUUUGAGCAAGGUGGGAAACAAACAUAUGCAGUAAAGGUACUUGACCUCCUAAAGGAUGGUGCUUCAAAGAGUUUUCUUGCAGAAUGUAAAGCGUUGAGGAACAUACGCCACCGAAAUCUCGUUCCAAUUUUGACCUGCUGCUCGAGUUGUGAUUUUGCAGGUAAUGAAUUCAAAGCUCUAGUUUAUGAGUUUAUGGAAAAUGGGGAUUUGGAUACGUGGUUGCAUAAUCAUUCAACUAAUGCAAGGACAAAUGUUCUAAGUGUUCUUCAAAGAUUAAACAUUGCAAUUGAUGUUUCUUCAGCAUUGCAUUAUCUCCAUGACGAUUGUGAACCAACAGUUAUUCAUUGUGAUAUAAAACCAAGUAAUAUUCUUCUUGACAAAGACUUAGUUGCUCACAUUGGAGAUUUUGGGAUAUCAAGGCUUUAUUCACAAAUAAUUGAAAAUUCAUCUGGAGAGCAGACUUUUUCAAUCGGAUUAAAGGGAUCCAUUGGCUACGUUCCACCAGAAUAUGGAAUGGGAGCACAUGCAUCAACUUUAGGAGACGUAUAUAGCUUUGGAAUCCUUUUACUGGAAAUGUUCACCGCAAAGAGACCCGUGGAUGAUUUGUUUAAUGAUGGUUGUUGUAGUCUCUAUGAUUACGUUGAGACAACGCUACCAAAGCAAGCGAUAGAGAUAGUAGACCCAUUGCUUUUAGCCUGCCUAGAAAGCCAGCAUGGAACAAAACCAGAUGAAGAGCUGAGCAGUCAAGGCAAUUUGGUGGGGAUUGAAGAGAGCAAGAUGCACAGUUUCUUCUUCUCUAUCUUCAAAAUUGGACUCACUUGUGCUUCAAGAUCACCAAUGGAUCGCAUGUAUAUGCAUGAUGUGACCAGGGAAUUACACAAGAUUAAAAAGACCUUCUUUGUAUAAAAAAGACCAAUUGUGUUAAGUUUGCUGUUUAAUUAGCCUUAAUAUAUGUUUUUCGCUGUAU
Molecule: messenger RNA, 3242 nt
Organism: Ipomoea nil (Japanese morning glory)
Lineage: Eukaryota; Viridiplantae; Streptophyta; Magnoliopsida; Solanales; Convolvulaceae
Product: putative receptor-like protein kinase At3g47110
Exons: 3
Coding region: 41-3181 (1046 amino acids)
Biological process (GO): protein phosphorylation
Molecular function (GO): ATP binding; protein binding; protein kinase activity
Source: RefSeq, a predicted model, not a curated record